This is a messenger RNA of Heteronotia binoei (common prickly gecko), 2348 nucleotides long. RefSeq names its product origin recognition complex subunit 3 (gene ORC3). Gene Ontology annotation, molecular function: DNA replication origin binding. The coding region runs from base 119 to 2248 and encodes 709 amino acids. Gene Ontology annotation, biological process: DNA replication initiation; DNA replication. The transcript has 20 exons. NCBI's taxonomy places the organism in Eukaryota, Metazoa, Chordata, Lepidosauria, Squamata, Gekkonidae. Gene Ontology annotation, cellular component: DNA replication preinitiation complex; nuclear pre-replicative complex; nuclear origin of replication recognition complex. The record is from RefSeq and is a predicted model, not a curated record.
AAAGAGUCUCGUAAUUGGUCCCCAGAAGCGCGCAUGCGUUUCCCGGAUAAGAGGGAGAGGAUGUUUUUUGAGCUUUGAUUAAUGAAGGCUGGCACCUUUUCGGGCGCGGACUUUUACCAUGGACACGUGUUCGGUCUCCAGGGGCUGCUUUGUGUUCAAGCCACAGUCUAAGAAGAGGAAGAUAACUUCAACAGCUGACUAUUUUUGUGAAGGUAAUAAUGACUCAGAGGACAGUGAGUUGCGAUUUGAUACAUGUCAGUCAUUAUGGAAACGGAUUAAAUCUGAAACAGAGCAAUUGCAAGAGGACUUGAAUAAAAAACUGUUUGAUAACCUCGUAAGGUUUUUGAGACAAUCUCAUUCGAAUUUCAAGGAGAAGAAAACAGAAUGGGCUUGUCGGAUGAAGUCAAAUGAAAUUCCUUCUGCUGCUCUUGUUCUAGGUGUGAAUGUCACCGACCAUGACCUGACAUUUAAAAGUCUUUCAGAUGCUCUCCAAGAAGAUGUUACUCCUUUUGUGGUGUCACUGAGGUCCAAGGACUGCCCAGGCGUAAAACACCUGCUGCAGAAGCUAAUGACUCAGCUGAUGGGCUGUCACACAGAUGCAGACUCAUCUGAAGAGGGAGAGUAUGCUAAGGCUUUCCCAAACAGGAUGCGCUGCUCUGUGUCAUCUCUUACAGAUUGGUACAGGAAUGUAACAAAGAAAAAAGAUCCUGACACACCAUGCAAAACCCAAGAAAUCUUAUCUAGGCAUUGGGAGCCUCCUCCAGUUAUAGUUAUUUUCAAGGACAUGGAAAGUUUCACAACAAAAGUUCUACAGGACUUCAUUAUUAUAAUCAGUCAGUGUAUUCAUGAAUUUCCUCUGGUAUUCAUUUUUGGAAUAGCCACUUCUCCAAUGAUCAUCCAUAAGCUACUUCCUCAUUCAGUUUCCUCUUUGUUAUGCAUAGAGCUCUUCCAAUCCCUUUCCUGCAAAGACCACUUGAGUACCGUAAUUGACAAGCUUCUUCUGACAAGCCAGUUCCCCUUUAAACUUAGUGAGAAAGUUCUACAAGUGCUAAUAAACAUAUUUUUGUACCAUGAUUUCUCUGUUCAGAACUUCAUCAAGGGAUUUCAGCUGUCUCUUCUGGAGCAUUUUUAUUCCCAACCACUGAGUGUGCUAUGCUGCAAUCUCCAAGAAUCUAGGAAGAGAGUAAAAUUUUUGUCACAUAGUCAGUGUGAAAACAUUAGAAGAUUGCCAUCUUUUAGAAGGUUUGUAGAAAGCCAGAUAUCACAGAAGCAGACAGAUCUGCUGACAGAUGAUGCAAGUUUAAAGGAAGAAACACAAGCAUUGCUGCAAAACCUGCACACUUACCAUGAGAAUUAUUUUCCUAUCUUACAAUGUCUCCAUGCUUUCACAUCUUCUCUUCCAAACUACCCUCUAGGUAGACAGAUCAGAGAACUGCACUGUGCGUGUUUGGAGAGGAAAGUAUGGGAGACGGAAGACUACGAGUCAGCUAUUCAGCUGGUGAGGAUGCUAGCUAAGGAUGAGUUGAUAGCCAUUCUUAAAAAAUGUGUGGAGAUUAUUACAUCCUCUUCCGUAAAAUGUCUUGGAAGCUGUACAGAGAAACUAGAAGAAUACCUGGGGCAGUUCAAGAAUCUUGAAGCGGCAGAUGAUCAAGAUAAGACUGUAUCUUCACUAAAAGAAAUUCAGAAGAAGACAGACCUCUAUCAUCUCCAAAAGACUUUAUUGGAGAUGAAGGAGUCCAGGAGACUCAAGAAACUAACAAAGUUUGAAAUGCUCCGUUUUGAAGUUGUUGACUUUAUAGACAGCCUUGUGAGAAGUUAUCUUGCACCUCCAGAGAUGCAGACUUUGUAUGAGGUGAUGUACUUCAGCAUGGCUGGUACCCUCCGUGAGCAUUUAAAUGCUGCCCCACGUGUUGCCAUUCACACUGCUCUCAACAAUCCAUAUUUUUACCUGAAGAAUGAAGCCUUGGAAAGUGAUACAGGAUGCAUUUCUAACAUAGCUCCUGAUAUCUGUAUAGCAUACAAGCUUCAUUUGGAGUGUGGCAGAUUAAUUAAUCUUGUCGACUGGUUAGAGGCUUUUUCAACAGUUGUAAGAGCUGCUGAUGAGAACUCCACUGAGAAGGAUCAGAUGGAAGAAAUUAUCCAUGCUCGUUUCAUUAGAGCAGUCUCAGAAUUAGAGUUCUUAGGAUUCAUAAAACCUACCAAGCAGAAAACUGAUCAUGUGGCAAGACUGACAUGGGGAAGCUGCUGAUACCUGCUCUACAGAGUGGAAAUCUCAACACAAGGCUUUUGAUGAUGUGACAUCUGUGGUAGACACACUAAUUGUUGACAGUAAAAGAAUGUGCACAUUA